AUGACAAAUCAUCUCCUUUCAAGAAAACAAUUUAUCAUUGAUGUUCUUCAUCCUGGCAAAGCCAAUGUUUCUAAGGUGGAACUGAAAGAGAAGCUGAAAAAUUUGUAUAAGGUGAAGGACCCAAAUACAAUCUUUAUUGCGGAACUGAAUGAGAAGCUAGCAAAUUUGUAUGAGGUGAAGGAUCCAAAUACAAUCUUUGUUCUCAAGCUUGCCACUAAGGUAGAAAAGUCAAGGAAACAAUUGAAGGAGAGAAAGAACAAGGCUAAGAAAGUCCAUGGAGUUAAGAAGACUAAGAUAGAAGAUGCUGCAAAAAAGAAGUGUGUUAUAGAGGAUUUUGUGAUGGUUUUUAUGUGCCCAUAUGCAUGUAUGUGUGUGUGUGUGGGGGGGGGGGUGAGGAUUAGGGUUGGUGUGGUGGCUCUUCUAUAG
Molecule: messenger RNA, 426 nt
Organism: Dovyalis caffra
Lineage: Eukaryota; Viridiplantae; Streptophyta; Magnoliopsida; Malpighiales; Salicaceae
Source: the annotation of a GenBank genome assembly